UGGAUCUUCCAGUGUGUGCUGGCUAUGCGACAUGUCUGCUUUUGGGGAACCUGAUGUUUGCUGCAGGUCUGGCACCGUCAUCGUCAGGUUUAGGUUUUGAAGCCGUCAAUGUUGGCCGGGACGUGACUUUGAAAUGCUCCUAUCAGGAAAAUUCUGCAAUAGGCGUUUACUGGUACAAACAAAGUCCGGGACGGAAACCACAGCUGAUGUCGGAAUUCUUGAAACAUGCUAGGAACGGCUCUAUGAAAAGUCCGUUUAACAACGAUCCACGGUUUCAACAGGAUACAGGCGUCGGCAAAAACAACUUGAAGAUCUCAAAUGUCCAGAUGUCAGACUCGGCCGUUUACUACUGUGUAAGUGGCCACUCGUUCCAGUUCGACUUCUUGGAGGGCAUCACUGUCCAGGUAAAGGACUUAGCAUUAAACCUCCAGACGUCAGUCUACCAGUCAGAACUCGAAACCAUUCAUACAGGAGAUUCUGCUGUGCUGAACUGUACUGUGCACACUGGGAUCGGCGAUGGAGAACACAGAGUUUAUUGGCUAAAAAACUCUGAUGAAUCUAAUCCAAGAAUCCUUUAUGCGCAAGGGGAAAGGAGAAACCAGUGUGAGAUUAAUCCAAACAGUCAAAGUCACACCUGUGUGUACAACCUGCCACUGGAGAACCUGAACGUGUCUCACGCUGGGACCUACUACUGCGCGGUCACCGCCUGCGGAUACAUCCUGUUUGGAAACGGGACCAAGCUGGACUACAAGGAACACCUGGAUUCUCCUGUCCUGCUGUACUUGUUGACAGGAACUUUGGCCUUCGUCGUUGUUCUGAUGGGUCUGUUGGCGUACACAUCCCACAAACUGUACAAGAUGAAGAAAUGCAAUCGUGAAGAUCCUCCAGAGAGAUCUUCAGCUGCUUCAGCUCCAAAAGCCCAAGAUUCUGCGGAGGCAGGUGACCUCCACUACGCUACGGUCAGCGAGAAGAAGAACGUCAUCAGCUCAAGGAGGCAGAGUGAAGCCAGCGAUGUGUGUACAUACUCUACUCUAAAGCAGUAGAGCCGGACGUGGCGAACAUGUGGCAUUCCUUCAUUUUGAAAAAAAAAAAAAAAAAGAAUAAAUAAAUGAAAUCCGACAUCCUCUACAGUAUCAAGCAAAUCCUCUCCAUGUUUCUGAUCAAUGUGUGUUGAAUAAAGAAGAAGAAAACCAACUGGUCUCAGUGUUGGGAGGUUUCAGGAAGAGAGCGUGCAACAACCUGGGCGACCUCGAAGACUGCAGAGGUGGCUCAGGGAACAUUUUACAGUAAAAACAAAACCACUGACAUUAUCUAUGGAUGUAGAGCAAGUCAAUAUGUGCUGAAGCGACCGGUGAGGUCGGCAACUCUUCACAGGCCGCGCAUGUUGGACCCCCCCCGUGCUAUUCGUGGUCUCUGGCAGGAAGUCUCUGCAGUCGUUUGAUGCCUUGCAGAUUCAAAGUGUGACUCUGACUAAAAAUACAAGAAACUCAAACCUGAGCGAAAACUAGUUUUUGAUAGAAACUGAGUUAAGUGACAACAUGUAAUAAAGAAACAUUAUAGAAGCUGUUCAACAUUUCUAAAGUUUUUUCAGGCUACUGUUUAUUUGUAACACUGAUGUAGAACGAUGAAAAAGGUCUAUAACCCCUUACAUACUUCCUGUUGUUGCUGGAUUUUUAAUUUUUUAUUUCAGUCGGACAAAGAUGAUCUGAGUAAAUGCAAAAGACAAUUUUUUACAAUAAAAAAAGAAAAAAACAAUCCUUUUGGUAAAGCUGAGUUAGGGGACUUUGUUGUGUUUGGCUACAUUUUCAGUUUUACCAGCCAACCUCAGGUUUGAUCACUUCCUGGUCCUAAGAAU
This is a messenger RNA of Xiphophorus couchianus (Monterrey platyfish), 1855 nucleotides long. RefSeq names its product immunoglobulin kappa light chain-like. The coding region runs from base 54 to 1043 and encodes 329 amino acids. NCBI's taxonomy places the organism in Eukaryota, Metazoa, Chordata, Actinopteri, Cyprinodontiformes, Poeciliidae. The transcript is spliced from 5 exons. Gene Ontology annotation, biological process: response to bacterium. The record is from RefSeq and is a predicted model, not a curated record.